Messenger RNA from Daldinia decipiens, 483 nucleotides. RefSeq lists its product as uncharacterized. The transcript has a single exon. Bases 1 to 483 code for a protein of 160 amino acids. The record is from RefSeq and is a predicted model, not a curated record. Lineage: Eukaryota; Fungi; Ascomycota; Sordariomycetes; Xylariales; Hypoxylaceae.
AUGUGUCAUCAUCGGAAAAUUAUCUAUCAGUGCAACCACACUGCCAUUGACCCCUCUCCCCUGAAAGUCUGCGAGGUGCGGCGGGACCACGAGUCAGGGCUAACUUCGGGAUCAUGCGACGUUGUAGAGACACAUGGAUGGAGCAACUUCAAAGUUCCUCGUCUUUGCUCACUUUGUCAUGACAAGAAGACAAGCCUUGAUAACCGACUUAGCAGGGCAAAGUCACUGAUAGCGGACCUAAAGAAGCAGUUGACCGAAAGUUACGACCAGUGUGUAUUGCAUAUGGAUGAGGCUGGCUUGGAAUCCGAGAAGAAGCAGGAACCUUCUCUAGUGGUACCAGAGAAGGCGGCCACCGUAGAGUCGGAUAGUGUUGACAAUGACCCUGAAGAAACAAUGGAGAAAAUCGACCCUGUCGAGGAGUUCCUAAAGAAGAAGAAACAGGAGAGUUACGCUCAUCUCAUGAUGAUCUCGGAUUACAAGUAA